Molecule: messenger RNA, 9748 nt
Organism: Trematomus bernacchii (emerald rockcod)
Lineage: Eukaryota; Metazoa; Chordata; Actinopteri; Perciformes; Nototheniidae
Product: matrix-remodeling-associated protein 5-like
Exons: 12
Coding region: 1-8481 (2826 amino acids)
Cellular component (GO): extracellular region
Molecular function (GO): protein binding
Source: RefSeq, a predicted model, not a curated record
AUGUAUCGGGGUGUGUGUGUGUCGGUUCCCCUGCUGACUCUACUGGUACUGACACUUGUGGUGCCCAUGGGCCAGGCCUGCCCCAGGAGCUGUAACUGCUACCAGGCCAAUGAAGUCCACUGUACCUUUCGUUCCCUGCUCAGCAUACCUUCUGGCCUCCCUAUACACACACGCCGCAUAAACUUUGGAUUCAACAGCAUCAGCACAAUACAUGCCAGUUCUUUGGCUGGGCUAAAGAAGGUGGAGCUCCUGAUGCUCCACAGCAAUGACCUCCACCAUCUGCCAGAUGAAGCAUUCAGAGAUUUGAAAUCACUACAGAUACUAAAGCUGAGUUAUAACAAGCUUAGAGAGAUCUCUUCAUCUCUAACCUUCUCUGGCCUGACCUCCCUGCUGCGUCUGUACUUGGAUCACAACCGCCUCCAGCACAUCCACCCCCGGGCGCUGCUCCAACUGCCGAGCCUCAGGCUGCUGCGUCUGCAAGGGAACAGGCUGCAUCAACUGCACCCUCGCACUCUGUGCACACUGUCCCUCCUGAAUACAUAUUACUUCUCUACACUCAGACACCUAGACUUGUCCAACAACAGUCUAACAACUCUGCCCAGAGACACAUUAGCAACAGCACCUCUGCUAGAGACUCUUGUGCUGCAGGCUAACCCUUGGAGUUGUGACUGUAGGAUGAACUGGUUUCUCACUUGGAGUCUGGCACAUCCAGGCUUAAUGAAAUGUCCCGGCGGCCCUCAGUGUCCAAUCUGUGCCUCGCCCGAUUCCCUUCAAGGUCAAGGCUUGCUUGAGCAGACUGACCCCUUGUGCAGCUCGCCUGUUAUCGCCUCCCCAGGAAGAGACACACCUUUGGAGACCGAACAUAGUGAAAUCCAAACCAGUGAAUCCUUUAGAGAACCUUUAGGCACUGCCUCUCUGGGUCUGUCUGAUCAACAAGGGAACAGCGUGGAUCUGGUUUGCAACUUCACUCACUCUGAUUCCCAGGAUAUUGCUCCACCUCCAGAUCUCUCUCUUUCCUCCUCUUCCCCUCUCCCCCUCUCUCUCUCACUCUCCCUGGAAUGCCCUGUGGAGAGACAGAGCUAUGAGACACUUUGGAGGAUCCUAGCGUACUACAGUGAGACUGCGGUUCGUCUGGAGAGGCACAUCAUGCUGAGUAAAGCCCCAGCAUUGGCUUACCGCUACAGGCAGGCACCAGAGACAGAAGGACAUUAUCACACUGGAGUCCAAUCUUCCAUUAAAGCCAGACCACAAUGGUUACUACGGCCAGCCAUCAGCAUUCAGCUAAACAGAGCACAGUCUAACAGACAUAAAGUUCAACUUAUCUACUCAACAAGAGUUUCUGCUCAUCCUGACCCUGCUUCUCAUCCCUCAGCAUCCUCCGCUUCCUCACACCCAUGGGUGCUGAUUUCAACUAAUCAGACCGCCACCGAACUUGCAACAGUAGUAGGUAGUAAGGUGGAGCUAUCAUGCCCUCUUUUAAGUUCUGGUAACCCCAAAGUACAGUGGGUUCAACCGGAUGGAUCCAAGCUCAUCUCCCCCUCAAGCAGCUUAGAUGGUAGGCUCCAGGCUUCAACCUCUGGUUUACUUAUUCAUAAAGUGCAGCUCUCAGAUGCAGGGAUCUAUUACUGCAUAGCACGGGCAGGCAAGGAUGUAGACGUUCUCCCCCUGCGCCUGGCAGUGGAGGAUUCCUCUUUUCCCCCUUCAGGAGAGCAAGUGGGACCUCCUGUCACAGCAACUGUUGGUAAACCUAUCAGUCUAUCCUGCAAGGCUUUUGGUUCACCAGCGCCUCAUAUAAAUUGGGUGUUACCAGAUGGAAACUUAGUACGGCAGGGAUUAGCUGUAUCAGGUGGGCUCAUUUUACAAUCAAAUGGGAGUCUCUCUCUGCCUAACCCUUCUCUGAGGGAUGCUGGUCAUUACCGCUGCAUUGCAGUCAACCAGUAUGGUAGUGAUUUUCUGUCCAUUCAGCUUGAAUUAAAUUCAAGACAUCCCCCUCCAGUUAGGACUUCAUUUCCCACAGGGCCACAGUCAGCUGCUGGCCGGUCAACCCAGAUACGAGCUCCAUUACAAGAAGAAGAAGGGUCUGGCGAUGUGGCGGAAGAAGGAGAGAGAAUUCUUGCUGGCAGGAAGCGUCCAAGACCUCUUCAACCUUCCCCAAACAGACGUCUUCCAAUUGGAAAACCCGUAAGACGUGGACCUAUGAGAGAAGGCGCCCUGAGAAGAGGAGGAACGCCUACAUCAUCCACUGACCAGAGAAGAAACCGCUUUAAGAACAGACAUAGGGUUACCACAAACAAACAAAGGAUAGACCCUAAAAAAUGGGCUGAUCUCUUGGCUAAGAUUCGACAAAAGACUGUUGCCACUAAUGAAAGCGAGCCUGUUGAUGAAGCAAAGCCGACAGCUGAAGCUGUGGAAGGAGGCCAAGAUGGAGACACAGGUAGAAUUGAAGGACUUGAGGAUACAGAGAGAGGUAGAUCUGAAGGAGCAGGGGAGGAAGCAGAAACUGAAGGGUCAUCUCUUGAUGAGAUUGAUCUACAAGAGGAAGGCCUUCAGCAAAUGUACCCUGUCAACAAAGAAAUGCUAACACACACAGAUACAAAUACAGACACUGAAACAGACACAGAGAUAAAGACCGCAACAGAAUCAACAGAAACACAGACAAAUAUAGAGAACGAGACAGAGAGUGAGACAGCGAAAGCAACUCCACAGACAGAGUCAGUGACAAACACAGAGACACAGAAAGAAGCAGUCACAUUGAAGCCAAUGUCAGCAGCAAAUGAAAUUGUCCCAGAACCAGGUGAAGGGGAUGAGCCAGAAGCAAACACCAACCCAUCUAGAACCAAGCCUCAAAACCACCGGGAGGGACUCUUCCCUAAUUUGGUACCCAAUUCCCGGCCUCAAAGCCCUUGGAACUCUCGCAGGAGGAUCGGACAGCGAAGACGAAUCAUCAACAGGCCCAGGGGGCAUCCUUUGACCCCACGCCGACCUAUCCCUGAACCUACAAACCCGAGGUCACAAACUGAGACACCUGUCACUACAACAGAUCAAAUUAAUAUGUUGAUGCUGGUGUCAACAACCACAUCUCCAGUCAUGUUGUUGACACGGAGUGACCAUAUUGAGACUACUUCAAAUGAUGUGGUACUGAAUUCUCAGUCUUCCACUAUCUCUAAUACUGUUGGUAUCUCCACUUCUGCCACCCCCUCAUUGACUCCCUCUUCCUCCUCUAUCACCUCAUUAUCCCCCUCUCACACGAAGAUACAUAUAGACAUGGUGACUCACCCAGCCAACAUCCCAGACACUGCAAAAUCCACUCUCUUCAACACACUAACACCAGCACCCACUCACUCGGAUGCUACGGUCGUGCAGACACAUUCGCCUAACACACACGCCAAGACUUCGACACAUGGCAUACAGACUCACACAAAAACACACACAUCUUUAGGCAAACAUGUUGAUGAACCUUCAAGUGAUCCCAAUGUUGUGCUCGAGAGGAAUUUGUCAAGUGAACCAUAUGUGUCCCACUCCUCCAUCUCUCUCUCGCCCAGUCCUUCCUCCAUUGUUUCCUCCACUGUUUCCUCCACAGUCCCCAGUACAGCUACAACUACUACUGCAAAACUCCACACUACUCCUUUUACCUUUCUCAAAAUAAUACAUACUAAUUCUGCUGAAAGUGUUACAAGUAUAUCUUCCACUACAGCUAAUGAGGACACACGUCCCAUAGGAACAACACAUAUUGCUUUGAAUAUAAUUCCCAAAAUGUUUACUACAACUACCAGUAUUAUCCCUACAUCUAGCACUACCAGAAGUACUACAACUGCUCUUACCUCUACUACUUCUUCCACAACACCUGAUAGUAUAUCUUCCACUACAGCUAUUGAGGACACACGUCCCAUAGGAACAACACAUAUUGCUUUGACUAUAAGUCCCAAAUUGUUUACUACAACUACCAGUAUUAUCCCAACAUCUAGCACUACCAGAAGUACUACAACUGCUUUUACCUCUACUACUUCUUCCACAACACCUGAUAUUACAUCAACUUUUCCAACUACCACUACUACUUUUUCAAUUAGCCCUUCUACUACUACUAUAACUACUGCUACUAGUACUACAAUCUCAUUCAAGACUAUCCCCGCAACCCCUCAUCCUACUACCACUGCUACAACUACUACUCCUACUAGUACUAGAAUUGUCACCUCAGUGAAACCUCCUUCAACAACUACAACGGCAGCUACACCCAGUAAAUCUUCAACUACAACCACUACAAUGAUCACAACAAGUACAACACAAUCACCCAGAGAGAGGCCAAGCGUUGUCAACGUUGAUCCCAGAGGGAGGCCUAAUUCUGGGGGUUCAAACCAGAAUCGACCCUCUAUUGACUGGAGGAACCCUGGAACUAAUUCUAUUCCAGAUUCAGACAGCAGCCGGCCUCAAUGGCCCCCCUCCCCUUCACUCCCGGCUGCCCCUGAGGUCCCAGUUGUGAGAUCCAGACCGAGGAUUGCAGACCCGCACAUCAGGACAGUGUCGGUCCCAGCAGAGAGCACUGCCAGGCUGGCUUGUGAAGCUCAAGGCGAGCCAAAGCCCUCCAUCACAUGGACCAAGGUCUCCACAGGAGCGGUGAUGUCAAUUAUCUCCAAGGCAGAGCGUUUUGAGGUCCUGCCAAAUGGCACUCUAGUUAUCCAGAAUAUUCAGCUGCAGGACAGAGGCACAUACAUCUGCAGUGCACAAAGCUUUCUGGGUCGCGACAGAUUGCUAGCCAACCUGGAGGUGUGGACACGCCCCCCUCGGAUGCAGCUGGCCAGCUACAGAGAAGUUACCAUUCAUCAGGGUGGAGAGGUGCACUUGCAGUGCCAGGCGGAUGGUGUUCCCAGCCCUCUGCUCUCCUGGGUUUUGCCUGAUCGCUCUGUCCUGACCUCCAGCGCUGCCUCCACCAGUCGAAUUAUUAUGGACACGAAUGGUACCCUCCAUAUACCAAUAACUUUAACCGGUGACAGAGGCGUGUACCGCUGUGUGGCUUCCAACUCAGCAGGAGCAGCCAGUGCCUCAGCGCGUGUACAUGUGUCGUCCUUGCCCCCUGUUAUACAGCAAGCCAAAGAGGAACACCUGCUUUUGUCUCCUGGGAGGCCUGUUUAUGCUCACUGCUCUGCCAGGGGAGCCCCGACACCAACUCUGCGCUGGCGAAUUCCAGAUGGGACUAUAGUCCGCCAAUCCCAGUUUCUUCAUGGCAACCUUUUCGUCUUACCCAAUGGGACACUGCAUAUUCGAGGAGUUCGGCCUAAGGACUCAGGGAAUUACGAAUGCAUAGCAAGCAAUGCUGUUGGAGCCGAUAAGAGAACAGUUAGGUUAGAAAUUGAAGGGUCAGCAGAUGGAGAAAGAAGCCAGAGUGAAGCUGUUGAAAAAACAUCUUCUUCACUAAAUAAAGACAGAACUUUAUCUAUCCCUAGCCACCCUUCAAAUCCAUUCAACUCAGCUAGACUCCCCGCUUCAUCGCCCCAUGAUAGAUCCCGGACCUUGCCGCUCAACCCCAGUUCUUCUCGCUCAUCUUUUUACCCUCGCCCACCCACUGCCACUAACUCACUUCCUAAAAUCAAUAAAACAGUCACUGCCUACCCCACACACUUGAGCAACAUCAACAAAACAAAGCUCUCCCCUCUCUCCCCAUCCUCCACAAUGCCUACAAAUAACACCAAAAUCUCGCCUGGCAUUGUAAAUAACACAAAAGUUAUUUCUCCUCCCCCCUCGAAAAAAUAUACAGCCUCAGCUGUUUUGCAUCCCUCGCCUGUCUCACCCUUCAGUAAAGCCCUUAUUGUCUCUACAUCACCCUCCAGCUCCACUGUCCACUAUGGGUUAUUCUUGCAGCUCCACUGCUCUGUAACUGGAAACCCAGCACCUAUCAUCAUUUGGAGGACCCCUAUUAGGAAACUGGUGGACGUGCAUUACAGUUUUGACCCUCGUUUGAAGGUGCACCCUAAUGGAACUCUGUCAAUCCGAGCAUUAACAGAGAAGGACGCUGGUGACUACCUCUGUAUCGCGCGAAACAAGGUCUCAGAUGAUUAUCGCCGCCUGCGUGUCUCUGUUGUUACUAAGCCUGCCAAGAUCGAGCCCAAGCAACCACUCAAUCAGAUGGUGUCUUUUGGCACACCACUGAAGGUGGACUGCCAGGCAUCAGGACUGCCUGACCCAUCUGUCCGUUGGAGCCUACCAGAUGGAACCAUGGUGAACAGCGUGUUGCAGGGGGAGGACAGAGGAGGGAGAACACGGAGGCUAACUGUGUUUGACAAUGGGACGUUACUUGUACCAGCAGUAGGGAUGGGAGAAGAGGGAGAGUACACGUGUUAUGCUGAGAAUCAAGGAGGCCAAGACACCAUGAAGGUCAAAGUAAAAAUCAUGAGGACAUCUCUACCAACCUUUACUGAUGACAGAAGCCACCACGUGGUCAAAGUACGUGAAGGGGCAACAGCCACAAUUCCCUGCCAGGCCACUGGAGUUCCUGCCCCGACGGUCACAUGGUUUUCCCCGACCCGCCGUGUCAUCCCAAAAAGUUUGGGAUCUGGCUUUUAUUCCGAGAGGGUUGUGGUGGUUUCGGGUGGAACUUUAGAGGUGCGUCUGGCUCAAAAGAUCGACACAGGAACCUAUACCUGCCAAGCUAGCAACUCAGCCGGGGAGAGGAGCAUGCUGGUGGGCCUGGAGGUGGAGGCUGCUAACCAUGGACAGAGUGGCCAGGUGGGAGGAAGAGGUUGGAGUACUAGCUAUCAGCCUGAUAGUGGUCAUGGCAGUAGAUCAGGGGAAAGCACUAAUAAUGCAAGGAUACGUCAAGAUGGAUUUACCAAUGGAGACACAGACAAGCUUGGCAGCAGUGACAGCAGAAAUAAUGCCUAUGGUGCUAAUGAUGGCAGGACAAAAAGCAUUGUACCAAAUGAUGGCACUAACAUAGCGACCAGUGGCUUUUAUCCUGCCCUUAGGAGUGAUAGUCGAGAUGGAUUGAACAGACCUGUCAGUGGAAUCACCACACAACUAGGAAGAAGUGUUAUCAGUGUUGGAGUGAGUGGGGCUGGAAAUAUAGGCAUUAAAGCGGAUAACAUUGGAACAAAUCAAAAUGGACCCGGCAUUAUGAGUAAUAGUAAUAGCCUGAGUAGCAGUCACAGCACAGUUAGAUCAGAUAAUGUAGAAAGGAAUCCUGGGACUAAUGAAGUAAAUGCAGGAAAGGCUGGUAAUGGCGCUUACACCGGUAGAGAAAAUGGCAGGAUAAGUGUGUCUAAUACAGGAGCUGGGACUGGCUCACUCAGUGGAAAUGUGUUUAGCAGAAGUAGCAGUAAUGCUGUUAUAGCUGCUGGUACUAAAAACUAUAGUAACACUGUUGUGGGUGUGGUAACUACAGUCAAACAGCGAGCUGUGAAAGGCCAAACUGUGGUUUUGCCAUGCCUCUCCCAAGGCUCCCCUCCCCCUCGUGUGGCCUGGCUUCUGCCUGGUAAUGGUGUGUUGCCUGCUCCUUACUAUGGCAGCAGACUCACUGUGCACCGAAACGGCUCUUUGGAGCUGCGAGGAGUGCGUGCGAGCGAUUCUGGGACCUUAGUUUGUGUGGUCAGAAGUGAGAGAGGACAGACGAGGAUACAGGUGGAGCUGGAGGUCUCUGAGCCACAAGAGGAGGCCAGACUUUCACACAGGGGACGGGCAGAUGAAAGGCCUGUCAUGGGACAUGUUGGUGUAAUACAGUCGCCACGCCCGGGAGCCUCAUUAGAUUCAGCUAAAUCCUUAAGCUCAAGGCCAGUGUUGCCUGAGGCACUUCAUCCAAAAAUCCAAGUUACUCAAAAGCCUCUACACAGAGGCCAGUCUUUGCCUGCCGCACCUCGUCCUGUCGGCCCUCCACCCCGUUCCUCGAGCCCUGUGUCAGAGCCAGCAGUGAGCACCAGAACAGCUCCCUUAGUGAGCAUCGUUAAUGGAGAGAACCUCCGCCUGCCUUGUCCUGCUCCUCAAACCCAUGGAUAUACCCAGGGCUCUCUCUCAUGGACCAUGCCAAAUGGAAAAGUGCUGACCCGGGGUGAAAGUGAUGACUCAGGCCGAUACAAAGUCCAAGAAGAUGGAAUUCUAACAGUGCAACAGGCCUCCGUGUACGACCGCGGCAUCUUCAGCUGCAGAUCUACCAGUGGCGACUCAGUUUCAGUCAUCACGGUUCCCGUCAUCGUCAUCGCCUACCCGCCACGCAUCACAACAGGCCCCUCCCCUGUGACCUACACACGACCCGGGGUGGCUGUGGAGCUGCCGUGUAGGACAAUAGCGACACCCCGGGCGACCGUCACCUGGGAAACACCAGACCUGACACAGCUGAGGGUCAUGGGUCAGGCUCGUAUCUAUGGCAACCGCUACCUUAGUCCUCAAGGUUCCUUGGUGAUACAAAACCCGACAAGUAGGGAUACGGGAUUUUACAGAUGCACCGCCAAAAAUGUAAUAGGAGUGGACACCAGGGCAACCUACCUACAUGUUAUAUAACAGGGUGAAAUAAACACACACACGAACAGACAACGAGCAGAACGACGGAGACAGUCUACAGUACUGGUGGAUGAACUCCUCUGCUUAUAACAUUUUAUGUUUCCCACAUGCCCAAAGGAACUGCAAGGCUUUAUGUAGGAGAUACUGUUGAAUCUCCGAAAAGACAAUACUAAUAUACAUUAUGUCUCAUUUAUGUAUUUGUAUGACUUUGAUUUCAAUUUUUGAUUUGAAAUAUCAGGAGUUGAAGGAUUCUUUGCUGAUACAGCAUCAUACAUCAUACAUCAUACAGCACCUGUGGACUGUUUCAGUGCAAAGAUGUGUCACAUUUGAGUAUUGCUGAAAGACAAGCAAGCUUUACUUGGCCUGAUUGCUUUGUUUCAUUACUUUACACAUUCGUCCACUAAAAGUGAACUACAGUAUAGCAUACAGUAUUUGUAAUGACUGUAUCACUAAAUAUUGUAGAUAAAACACAGAAUAAGGACAAGAAAGACUUUUUCCUGUCCUUCACAAAUGUCAAAAGGCACAUUAAUAUUCGACGUGAUGUCAUAUCAAAUAAUCAUGUUUGAUUUUGGUGUAUAUUUAUAAAAUAUAAGAUUUUUUUAUAUACUUGCGAAAUGGGACGUCAUCAACACUAUUUAAAUGUCAACUUAAUAUUGACCUUUUAACUACAUUUUCUAAUUUAUAACGUACAUAAAAAGGUUGUAUUUUGUUGUGGUGCAUAUGUAGCGAACAGUAACUUAAAUUGGCAGCCUUGUUUGUAUUUUACUGCCUUACCGUUACAGUGAAUGUGUAGAAGACAUGAUGAGGGCUCAAGCGUCGUGAUCCAACCAGUUUAUUCAGGAUUUUUUGAACCUAUUAACUCUUCUUGUUAUGUUAUGGAUUUUAAACCUUGCCAAUAUUAUUCUACCACCAUUGAGAACAUCUCACAUUCUCACAGCAUUAAUGGGGCAGAAAGAGAUACGGUACAAAGCAUUCAUGCAAACACAAUAGUCAGUUCUUUGGAGAGUUAUCUUUGUGAUUAUUUUGAUAUUAAAGAUUGUAUAAAUGUAUGUGUGGUUUAAGAUCCUUCCCUAAGCUUGAGCACAAAGACAGCAGCUCAUAGUUAUCAUGUUUCCUCUUUCCUUUUAUGUUUUCUUUUCAUUUUGUCCUUAAAUUAUUUGUCUUGUAAAGUCUCUGUUGUAAGAUGUGCUUUGUCAUAAAGGGAGAAAUUAUUAAAUAUCAUUAUGUAUGUCAAUAGUUACCAAUGAAUGACUGCUUGCUAUAUCUU